Messenger RNA from Portunus trituberculatus (swimming crab), 8443 nucleotides. Its product is annotated as serine/arginine repetitive matrix protein 2-like. Lineage: Eukaryota; Metazoa; Arthropoda; Malacostraca; Decapoda; Portunidae. The record is from RefSeq and is a predicted model, not a curated record.
UGGACGGCUGGCGUGCGGUGAGCGGCCGUGUGUGUGUGUGUGUAUGUGUGUGUGUGUGUGUGUGUGUGGGGCUCAGUGUCCCUUGAUGCGUGAGUGUGUGCGGUGGGUUGCGUGUGUUCUCCUGCCAGGCCCAGAUUAGGUUUCCGCACACGAGAGAAGGCUGCGCAGCGCAGGCUGUCCUACCCGGCCUGUCCCCCGCGCCUAGGCCUACGUAGGACGAGAUGCGGCCUGCGGAAACCUAGCUGGCCAACCCCCAACACACACGUCUGACCUGCCACGCACACAAGCCACGGUGUGUGGGGCAAGAUGGAGGCAGCAGGUGUGGAUGCCUUCUUGAUUAGGGGUCACGUGGGGUCACCGUGGGCGCCCCUCAGUGGUGGUGGUGGUGGCAGUGGUGGCAGCGGGGCUCUCUCCUCCCCCUCCCGGUGCACUGAGCCGCCCCCUUAUCUGGAUUUUGAUGCUCUACAGGUGGCGUUGACGCGGCUGGAUCACUCCCCGCAGAAGGGCAAAGGGUGUGUGGGACGCAGUGGUGCGCUCAGCCACCGCCGCCCGCCGUCCCGGGGAUCCCGGCGCUCCUCGGCAGACAGCCUCCACCUCCUGCAGGACCAGCAUGCCCUUAACGACAACGACGAUGACGACCCCGACCUCCAGCCUGCGCCGCGUGUGGUAAACAUCGAGGUGAAGCUCGAGGCGCCCCAAAGGGAGCAACCCGCGCGUCCCAGGACAUUUGAGGGUAGGGAGCGAGAGUGCGGCGUCUCGCAAGACGCCCCGCGCCAACACGACAAGCGGCAGGAGCUACGGCGCCGCCUGCUGGAGGGAUGCUCCCGCAGGACGCCCAGUGGUGGCUCUAACCCGCACUUGAGCAGCGCCACCUGUGAGGCUGAAGAGACCUUCAGAAGGAUCAAGCAGGAGGUGGCGCGCUUGGCCGCCAAGAGGAGGUCCUCCACUGACCUCAGCGACUCCAGACCGCCCAGCGAGCUUCUGUGGAGCUGUGACGACUCCCUGGGCUCCGUGGGAGACUCUGCCAGCGUGGUGGUGGGGCGCGGCUGCGGAGAGGAGCAGCGGUCUUCCUCAGAGGCUGACGUGGUGAUCAGUGACAGGGAGAGUGUGGCAGACUCUGGCCUGGUGAGCCGUCGAACCGUCAUCACCAUCAGCUCCAAGAGGAGCAAGUCUGCCAGCAGUCUCGCCAGCUCCCAAGACGCGGCGCCGCUGUGGCUGCGGGAUCAGCAGACACGGCGCUCACUGCGGGGAUGUCAGCCCCUGGAGGAGGGUAUCAGUGUUUCCAUCGUGAGCCGCGACGCCACGUCGCGCAUGUACGUUCGCCAAAGUGACGCCGAAGACAGGCCGUCACGUGCCAGUGCCUUCAACGUGCGGCGCACCAUCGAGAAACGGCAGAUCCAGCAGGAACGACGUGAGCGGCGCGCGCUGCGGGAGAGGAUCAGGGAGCAGCUCAGGAGUCUGUCUGAGGGACGCCCUCGCAGGGACUCUUCAGGGUCACAAGGAUCCUCGCUGCUGCUGAGCGAGUCCUCGGCGCGCUCCAAGUCUAUGAGCUCUCUGGACCAGGACCACGAGGACGAGCGCAGUGAGUCGGCGCUGGUCAAGGUGCAAUCCAGCCCCACGCUAGAGCGCGAGAAGCAGGCAGUGCUCACCUACCUGUACGGCGCAUCCAACCUAGCGGAGGAAGAGCGCCUCUCCCCUGCCCCACCCCCCAGGGCCUGUUCAGAGCGGCGAGAAGCCCCAGAAGGAGAGUGUAGUGACCCCUGGCAGUGGUCCCGCUCCUGGGACUCACUCCGGCCUGGCCGCGAGGAGCUGCCCCACAGAGCCUCUGCCACUCAGUCUGCUGACUCCGUGAAGUCUUUCGAAUCCAGCAGCCGCGGGGCUCGCCACGUCCCUGACGCCGAGCGGCACACCGCGACACACGCCGCGCGGAUCAUCCAUCAUCCCCAUCCCCAGGAGUCACACUGUGAACUGUCGAGUAAUUGCGAACCGAACAAACCCUCGGUGGACCCCAGUGAACGGCGGGAACCUCCUCAGGGCAGAGAAGACCCGCCCCCCGGCCCCCAGCCUGUGCCUCCCCCGCGGAGGAGCAAACUGAGCCUGUCUACAGGCCACAUCAAGCUGGCGGAGGAGGAGCAGCCUCACUGGGUGCGGCUGGCCAAGGAGCGGCGCAGCCUGCGGGCGGCCCGCCAAGUGGAGCAGCUGUCAGACCGCGCUUCCACUGCUAGCAGGGAGCCGGAGUGGGUGGCGCGCGCCCGUAAGAAACUAGAGUCUCUGAACGUGACGCUCACCGCUACCACGGACGUCAGUUGCGCCAGCUCCUGCGUCACUGAGUCAUCGUCGGCGUGGAGUCGUGGCGGACUGGACGCCCUUGACGACUUGCGGGAGGAGGCGUCACGUAUCGGGCAGGAUCUGGCAGAGGAAGCGGCGGCGCGCGUCACUAAGGAACUCAGCGUAACCCGUGACUCUUCCAGGAUGCUUGAGGCACCAACAGACCCCACCCCCAGGGAAGCGUCCCUGGAGAGACCUAAAGUGUCUUUCGAUGCCAGUGCCACCGAGGCCUCCGAUGGGGACUCCACCACGUGCCGCAAGCUGCGCAGCCGCCGCCCUCAGAGAGAGGAGGUGCGCUUCGGUGACCUGAAGCACGACUGGGGAGGCGCGCAGACCAAGGCCUCCAAGACCGUCAAUGGUAAGCAGAAAGAGAUGCGCUUUGGCGAGAUUCAGGUGGAGGUGGAGGCCAGGGAGCCCCGUUGCGCCGCCCUUAGGCCCCACGCUGCCAGCCAGGCCACUCACGAGCCAGAUGCUGAAGACAGGCGGCCUGUGAUGCGCUUCGGCGACACGCCGCUUAACCUAUUCCCUACCGCGGCUCCCCGUGGUCCCCAGAGCUCCUCCAAGUUCGAGUCUGUGGCGGGCCCAGACCCCACCAAGAUGACCGCCGAGCAGCUCAACCAGAACGUGGAGGAAUACGACUUCCCCAUCCCCACGGGCCGCGAGGACGCCUCUGAGCUACUGCGCUUCCUGGAAGAGAGCCUCAAGAAGGCCGAGGAGGUGCCUGAGGUGGUGUGCACUGAGGACUCGCGGCCCAGGCCCAAGAGCAUCCUGAAGCGACGGUCUGUGGAGAGUGUGGUGCAGGAGCUGCGGCGUGAGGCCUCGGGCGAGGGCCACCCUAAGGUACUGCACCACCGGAAGACUGCUUCGUUUGACUGGGACUGUGUAGGUAAGGGAGGCGAUCCCCUGGCCACUGUCCCUGCUGCCCCAGCUACUGCCCCAGCCCCAGCCCCCGCCCCCACCACCGCCACUACCACCUUCACCACCACAUUCACCACCACCCUGGCUGCCCCAGCCACACCCUCCCCCACCCUCCACACUGUCCCCACCACUAACGGACACUUCUUUAACGUGAAGCUGCGCCACGUGCCCGGCGCCAGGGAGCAGCAGCAGCAACAACAACAACAGCAUCACUCAUCCACUAACAACGACCCACGACGCUUCCCCUUGGAACACUCGCCACACAGACGACCCUCCACACAGGAACACAGCGCCCCCCUCCCGGGUCUGGUGAGGGCGAGGGAGAGGAAGAGCGUGGACGAGCACGGCCUGAGAGAGUCGGAGGCGGAGGCGGAGCGACCCGGCGUGAGGGAGCUGCUGCCGCCACCAGCCUGGGCCACCUGCAGGGCUGGCAGGGGCCUCACCUCCUCAGGGGCGACCCCCGGGCCCCUGCCAGCCGUGCAGGGGCAGCUCAGCAUCCCCCAGGACACUCCGCCGCCCUCGCCAACGUCUCUCUCACGCCCGCGCCCCAGCCACCGCGCCUCCACUUCCCCGGGGCAGGAGCUUCCAUCCACUGGUCUCCCUGACCGUGCUACCCUUGGUCCUGACUCCGAGGUGACCCCCGCCUCAGGUCCUACCACCCCCCCUCACCCUACCGGUGGAGCAGUCCAAGGGUCGGCGGGGGACGAGGGAGAGGCGCUAACACCCACACACAAGUCCACACAAUCCACACACUGUGCUUACAGCGCCGCUUUCCACCCACACCCCCAGACCGCCCCGCCCGUCCCGCUCGCCGCAGAGGAAGCCCACAGCCCCAUCCUUGCCGCCUCGCCUGAGCACAGCCCCACCCCCGCCCCUCCCUCCAAAGCCACCAGGGUACUGCAGGAGCAUGUCCUUUCCUCCCACGAGCAGCGAGGCACCGCCCCGCCUCCCGUCGCCUCUGGCAUCCAGGUGUUCAGCUCCCAGGGUGAGGCAGCACUCUGCAGCCCCGCGGACCAGUGUUCACGGGAGCCCCGGGAAGACCCCGUGACCCGCCCACCCCGCAAGAAAGAGGAGGAGGAGGACCACCACAGGACAAGGCGCGGCGUCCCCAAUACUGCCACCUCCUCCACCAUCUCUCCUGGAGACCGACGGACACGGGAGGCGCCCCAUGGUGUUGCAGGUGAUGCGCGGAGUUCCACCAGGCACACCGCCGACCCCCUGCCAGGGCGAGUUUCGCGGGGCGGUGGCGAGGAGGGUUCCCGUGGCCAUGCGUCACCCGUCAAGCCGUCCCGCGGGCGGCCGCCCGGAGAGAGCCCCGUGCCGCGUCUUGUGCAGGUAGAGGUGGUGGACGAGGAGGUGCGCCGGGCGGCGCCCAGGAAGCGAGAAGAAAGGCGUGGUGGCAGCGGCCUGCUAGAGUGGGAGGCGCGGCAACGGCAGCGCCUGGAGGAGGAGGAGCGGAACCGCCUGAAUAUCGGGCUGUCACUACGCCCCGUGUCGUGCCGCAUCAAGGAACUUGUCAAAAUGCACGGCGCCUUCAUGUCACGCUUCACGCGGGACAAGAAGACAGACAUCAACGGCACUGUGGACGGUGCUGACGAUAUUUUCUUCCAGAAGAUCCCGCAGGACCCCUCCAAAGACACCCCCGCUGCCCAGGGAUCCACGCCCACCAUGCGCUCUCCCUUCAUGGUGAAGAAGGUGCAGACUCCUGCCCAGGACACUGAGCCACUCCGACCCACCCGUAGGGACCACCCUAGGCGCCGUUCACCCGCCCGCAGGCCGAGCCCUGCCACGCAGAGAACCGCCUCUUCCGCGCGAGUCACUAGCCCUGCCACACGCAAGACCAGCCCCGCGCCACAUAGGAAGAGCUCCGCCCAACGGGGCACAAGCCCAUCCACUCGGAGGACAAGUCCUGGUCCACGCAGGAGAAGUCCUGCCCCACGGGGCACCAGCCCCGCCACACGCAGAAGCCCCUCCCGACGGGGAAGAAGUCCAUCCACACGCAGAAGUCCUGCCCCACGUGGCACCAGCCCCGCCACACGCAGGACCAGCCCCAGCCCGCGCAGGGCGCCUCCUCCACCAUCAGAUCCACCUCCUCCUCACGCAGAUCUCCUUCGGCACUUAGGGGUUCCGCUGAAGGUCGCCGGGUUGCGGCAACCCACAGAGCACUCAUGGAGAGCAGUGCAGCCCUUCCCCAGCAGGGAGGCUACAGACUCCCUUCCCCGCAGAACACGCUCGUCACUCUCACCUGCUGCGCGGCGCCACCAGGUCGCCUCGCCAGACCGGAGGAGUUCAGGCUGCAGGGGUAAGGAGGGCAUGCCCCGAGCCUCACAGAUCGUGGCGGAGGUGCGACGCGUUGUGCAAUCCUCGCUGCAGCCACAGGACUUCCAGAGCUCCCUCGCCUCCAGCAGCAAGUCAGCAGCCUCCACCUCACCCAGCGCUACCGCGUCCCGCCCCGAGGUGCAGGACCCAGCAAGACAGUCCCGAAGCCUGCAUUCCCCGAGCCCAGAGCGGGGCAGCGUGAAGGAUCCCAAGGCUCGCCAGGAGUGGCUCACCAAGAUGCUCACUGCACUCACUCAGGAGGGAACCCCGCCGCGCCCCACCUCUCCUUCUGCCUCUGUCUCUCCCACUGAUGUGUCCCCGAGCCCAACCUCCCCCACCCACACUUCUCGCAGUACCAUCCCCCUCACCCCUGCCUCUUCCACUCACGCCGCUCCCAGCCAGGACUCCCCCAGCCGACACCACACAGACUCAACACACAGCUUGGCCAGAGCACCGCACGCCACCAACGCCCACACUGUGCCAGACCACUCCCUGGGAGCACCAGCAACAGCAGGUGCCCUGGAAGGAGCGACGCCCGUGCCUCCUGCCAGGAAGUCAGCGUUAUCAUCCCUGAGAACCCCUUCAGUCCCCGCCAACUCCAUCAGCCACGCCACCGCCUCCCCAGUCUUCUCGCCCCUAAAGACUGUGUCUUCUAGCCUCACAGUGACGCUCACUCCCACCACCUCGCCGUUAUCCCCUCACACCAAAAACUUCGCUUGCACGCCCUCGACCGCAUCCUCACCCGCCGCACCAGGCGAGGACAGCCUCAGGACGCCGGUGAAGAGGUCGCCAUCACAGGAAAGUCUGGAGCAUAGCCGCCGCGGUCCCGUCAGCCUGUCGUCCAUCCUCAGCGAUUCCUCCAGGUCCUCCUCCCGCUGCUCGUCGCCUCACGCCUCGCCGCGCCCCUCACCGGAACGCAUCCUGAAACGAGACUCCUUUGACCUCGUGGGCAGGCUGGGCGUCAUCCAGGAAGGUGGCAGCCAGGUGGAGUGGCGCGCCCGGGUAUCACAGGGGGACCAGAAGGAAAAUAUUGCCCCUCUCCCAAAGGAUGAGAGUGGAGAGGACACUACCACGAGCCUCUCCGCGCCCUUCAGGUCCUCCUUCAGGCUUCGGGAGAGGAGUGAGGAGCGUAGAAAGGGCGGCAGGAAGUGGAGCGAGGAUUACAGCGCCCGUGACUCAGCCCUCAGCUGGCGCCCCGCCCUCACUGCCCCGGCCAUCACCCUGCGCGCCCUGGCGGACGCAGCCCCUAGGAAGCCCGCUGAUGCCACCUGGCCACCUGCCCGGACCGAGGCGCCUGCUAAGGCCCACACUGCAGUACAGUCCCCUGCCCUGACCAGAUACUGCCGUGGCAGGGCAUCCCUGCGUUCCCAAGUCCUGGGCGGUGAGUGUGAUGAGAAAAAGCCCUUACUGUCCCCAGAACCUGACAGCGGCCUGGGCACUUCCGUGCAACGCCCUGUCUCCCUCAGCGCCAUCCUGUCUCGUGUCGAAGCAGUGGUGGGCCCACCCAGCCAGGACUCACCCACCUACAAGUUCUCUUCCAAACUCUCGCUUUCUGAGGAAGUGGCGCCCGUGAACAGCAGACACCUGCAAAAGGAGGACACGCCACUCAUCCCCAAGGAGGUUGAUAAUUCCACGACCGCCCCGCCUCCCGCCAUCACUGAGAGGGAGACACCCGCCAUCCCCUCCAAGCCUAAGCCCCGCAUGAAGCAAACGUUGCCCGCCAAGACACCCGCUGGUCCGCGGCGGUCAAAAGAGGGCUCCCCAGCGCCCAGCACCGCACCGCGCCCUGCCUCCUCCGCCGCCAGGAACAAAGUGGUUCGCCGCAACUCUAGUCUGAAGAAAAACCGCCCCGAGGACUCACGGGGCUCGAUCAAAGCCAGGAAGGAACGAAAAAAUUCUGAGGAGGAUGCCCACGAGACUGUGGUGGAGGCCGCCGGUGGCACCACCCACACCCGCACCACCGUGAAGCGAUCCCGCCUGCCCGCUGCCGAAAAGGCCCGCCCUGUGUCUCGCUCUGGCAGUGGUCGCGUGAAGCGGGAACGCAGCUUUCGAAGCAGCGCCUCGCGGGCCCUGGAGGAUUGGGCCGCAUCCACCUCCGUCAAGGGACAUCUUGUUAAGAAGGAAGGGCAGCGGUUCAGCCACGAGACGGAGGAGGAGGAACGAGGCGGGCGCCGGGCCCGCAGUGUGGCUCGGCGCGUUGUACGACGCGGCUCACGCACGUUGUCUGGCGGCGGCGAGCUGCUCACUGAGACCAAAGAGACAUCCUCUUCAGGGGUCGCCAAGGACGGCCAGCAGCAGGCACCUACCACGCAGGAGCACGCCAGGAAAACGAGCUACACAGCGCGGAAGAAAACGAUGCCAGAAAAUGGAGAAGUUGAAGGAGGGACUGUGGUGGAGGCGACGCAGGGUGGCAGGGAAGUGUCACGCAAAAUGAAGACUUCCACAGACGGCGAACGAUACUUCACCCACUCCAUCACGGACAAGCACGGCGCUAAGACAUUCACCACGGAGGGCGUCAACAACAAGACCACCAGCUCCGUGGAGGUCAUCGGAGCCAAGGACUUCGAUGCUCGUCGCGCUGUUAAGGGGACCACUGGAGAGCGAGUGGUGGUGGAAAGGACAAAAGACCCCCUGGGAAGACCCUCCACUGUGGUCAAGAAGAUCACCUCGCAGUCUAGGCUUGUCAUAACAAAGACGAAGAGAAAGACUCCUGUAGUGGUGUAGCUGGAAGGCAUCCCUGCCUGGACACUACUUGGUGCUGGAAAAUCACAGUUGGUUCGUCCUUGAAGAUGUGUCUGGAAACUGGACCGCAAUGGAGGCAAGGAAGGGCAUGAGAGUCUGGUGGAGUGUGGAGGUGCCCCUGGAAACAAAACCGGUC